AUUUACUUGGAUUAUGUUCAAGAAAAAUGUCUUAUUGCUGAAUAAAAAUAGUUUUGAUAGAGCAUCUAUAUGGGGAAUUUGGCUGAUGCCUAUCCUGUUGGUAUCCCUGAAUUGUGACGUUUGGGGACUUGUGGUUAAGUUGGUGGACGCGAAGCUUUCUUUCCGGUCAAAGUUGCAGAACCGUCAGCAUGGGUAAGCCCCGUGGUUUAAGAACAGCUAGAAAACACGUGAAUCAUCGCAGGGAACAGCGAUGGGCCGAUAAGGACUACAAGAAGGCCCAUUUGGGAACGCGUUGGAAGGCCAAUCCUUUCGGAGGCGCUUCUCACGCCAAAGGCAUCGUCCUCGAAAAAGUAGGAGUUGAAGCCAAACAGCCAAACUCUGCUAUCCGCAAGUGCGUAAGAGUACAGUUGAUCAAAAAUGGCAAGAAGAUUACCGCUUUUGUACCUAGGGACGGUUGUUUGAACCACAUUGAAGAGAACGAUGAAGUAUUAGUUGCAGGAUUUGGUAGGAAGGGUCAUGCUGUCGGUGACAUCCCUGGAGUAAGGUUUAAGGUUGUCAAAGUAGCAAACGUGUCUCUGCUAGCCUUGUAUAAAGAAAAGAAGGAACGUCCUAGAUCAUAAUUUAUAGUUUUUUUAUGAUGUGAUAACUUGUAUAUGAAUAAAGAUACAAGGUUAUUUUUUGUUUAGGUUUGUGCCUUUCUUUAAA
Messenger RNA from Acanthoscelides obtectus, 705 nucleotides. NCBI's taxonomy places the organism in Eukaryota, Metazoa, Arthropoda, Insecta, Coleoptera, Chrysomelidae. The record is from the annotation of a GenBank genome assembly.